CGCCGCUCCCCUCGCACGGCGUUGGGCCGCAGCCGCCGCCGCCCCCUCGGCCCAGCCCGCCGCACGCCCCCCGCUCCGCUCCCCCGCCUCUGGCUCCGCGCAGCGCGAAGAUGGCGGCGUACAAAUUCCUCCUGCCGCCGCUCGGCCGCCGCAUCCUCCUUCCCGCCGUGCGGGCGCGGGGCGCCGGGGCUGAGAUUUGUGGAUGCUAUUUUUCUACCAGCUGUCAUCGCAACACCAAAUUUUAUACUGAUCCUGUUGAAGCUGUAAAAGAUAUACCCAAUGGGGCAACUAUACUUGUUGGUGGUUUUGGAUUGUGUGGGAUUCCUGAAAACCUCAUUGGGGGUUUACUGAAGACUGGAGUAAAGGGAAUAACAGCAGUCAGUAAUAAUGCGGGUGUUGACAAUUUUGGACUUGGUCUUCUGCUUCAGACUAAGCAGAUAAAACGCAUGGUGUCAUCAUAUGUUGGAGAGAACGCGGAAUUUGAACGCCAGUAUUUAUCUGGUGAGCUUGAAGUUGAGCUUACACCGCAGGGUACACUGGCUGAACGUAUUAGAGCAGGAGGAGCAGGAAUCCCAGCAUUUUACACCAGUACUGGCUAUGGGACGCUGGUGCAGGAAGGGGGUGCACCUAUCAAAUACAACACAGAUGGCACCAUUGCCAUUGCUAGCCAGCCAAGAGAGGUGCGAGAGUUUGAUGGCCGUCAUUUUAUUCUGGAGAAGUCAAUUACAGGAGAUUUUGCUCUUGUGAAGGCAUGGAAGGCUGAUCGUGCAGGAAACAUCAUUUUCAGGAAAACUGCAAGAAACUUCAACCAACCUAUGUGCAAAGCUGCCAAGACAACUGUGGUCGAGGUGGAAGAAAUUGUUGAUAUAGGAGCAUUUGCCCCAGAAGAUAUUCAUGUUCCUAAAAUCUAUGUUGAUCGUCUGAUAAAAGGAGAGAAGUUUGAAAAGAGAAUCGAACGUUUAUCAAUCCGGAAGCCUGAAGACUCAAAAGGCAAACAAAAAAAAGGAGACAAUGUGAGAGAGAGAAUCAUCAGACGGGCUGCUUUAGAGUUUGAGGAUGGCAUGUAUGCUAAUCUGGGUAUUGGAAUUCCACUCUUGGCUAGUAACUUCAUCAGUCCAGACAUAACUGUUCACUUACAGAGUGAAAAUGGAGUCCUGGGUUUGGGUCCUUAUCCACUUGAAAAUGAAGUUGAUCCAGACCUGAUCAAUGCAGGUAAGGAGACAGUCACUGUUCUUCCAGGUUCUUCCUAUUUCUCUAGUGAUGAAUCAUUUGCAAUGAUAAGAGGAGGCCAUGUUGAUUUGACAAUGCUUGGAGCUAUGCAGGUGUCUAAGUACGGUGACCUGGCCAACUGGAUGAUUCCUGGUAAGAUGGUGAAAGGAAUGGGAGGUGCCAUGGACCUGGUAUCCAGUGCACAGACCAAAGUGGUUGUCACCAUGGAGCACUCAGCCAAGGGCAAUGUCCAUAAAAUCUUGGAAAAGUGCAAUUUGCCACUUACUGGGAAACAAUGUGUAAACCGCAUCAUUACAGAAAAGGCUGUGUUUGAUGUGGACAAGAAGAAGGGAUUAACUCUUGUGGAAAUCUGGGAAGGACUGACAGUGGAUGAUAUCAAGAAAAGCACUGGCUGUGACUUCACAGUUUCACCAAAACUAAUCCCAAUGAGACAGAUUUAAAUGUGAAAUAUAGACUGGGCUUAACUUGCCAGAAGACUUGUUUCCAGAUGGGAGCUCAGUGAAGAGAAAUCAAUAACUGUUUUGCAAUUUUACUUCUUUCUUUCUUUUUUUUUUUUUUUUAAGGGCUUUGUAAGUAGUUUCCAGCAAGUUAAACCAGGCUGUAACUAUCAUCCUAAAUUGUAUUUUGCUUUCAUAACAUUACCAAUUUUAAUGGAAAGGUGAUUUGAUUCCCUAAAUACUAAAAUGCUAAUGACCAUUGUCCAAAAAAUGCCUUGUAAACUCUGCCAAAUGCUACAUUUUUUUUUACACAAAUUCAGAAAAUGACCACACAAAUUUAUAAUUGCCUCUGCUUCUGCUGAUGUCAUUAAACUUUCAAGUCACUCCAUUGCUCUGGAAGUACAGCACUUAUAUCCAUUCUCCUUCAACAGUGUUGGGUGUUUUUUUGGUGUUUUCUAUAGCACGUGUGCAGCUGUAGAGAGACAUCAGGAAUAUGGACUUCUCUUUUCCUGAACUUUUUAGUAAGUCUGUGAUGUAAUUGUUUAUACCAGUGGAAAUAACCGGCUCCUUAGCCCUGAAUGUAUCUGAUAUUUCCAUCGUGUGUAUCUGUUGGCAUUAAGAAGCCCACACCUCCCAGAGUCCAACUCUGACACCUUCUAUUUAAGUCAUACAAACUAGAAUGAAGCUAGUAUGAAGGAGGAAGAUCAAAAAACCUCUGUCUUCAUGCAGACAACUGGUAGCUGCGCAAUUGUCCGACAUGAACCACUCGUACUCUCGAGAUAGUAUCCGUCUCCCCAGCCCCAUCCAAAGGCAAAUAAAGAGUGUUUCUGGAGUGAGGUCUGUCCUUCUGGUGUUACACAGAGAAACAGGGAAGAGGAUAUUGUGGGAACAGGGAAGAUUCUUCUGAUGGUUAUGUAGUUGGUUAAUGCUAAAAGCAGUAAGUUUGCAUCACUUGCCAAUCAAGGCAUCAGCAAAACUAAAGAGUUGGAAACCAGUAAAGGUAAUUAGAAUGAACUCUAUGAGAGUAACAGAGCACUGCACAGGCUCCCAGAGAAAUUGUAGAGUCUCCUUCUCUGGAGACAUUCAAAACUUGUCUGGAUGUGUUCCUAUGUGAUCUGUUGUAGGUGAUCCUGCUCUUAACAGGACUAGAUAAUCCUCAGAGGUCCCUUCCAACCCCAACUACUCUGCGACUCUGUGAACAACAUGAGACUAUCAAAAAAGCAUGUAAAAUGUAGAUGCAUAAAAAAUAAAAUAAAAAAAAUAUAUAUAUACAUGCCUAUCAUGCAUGUGAUAAGCAGUGUGGGAAUAUGGUAUAGAAGGGCAUUCUAAUACUAGAUGGAUGAGGUAUUUGCCAUAGUGUGUUGUGAAUGUAACACAUUUCUAGGGAACCAGGCAGGAAAAUCCUGCAAUAUUUAGCUCCUGUAUGAGUAUUUGUGCUGCAUUUUUUCAUUCUAAAAUAAGAAAUGCUUCUCUUUCCUGGGACAGUUACAAAAUUUGUCUUGAUCCGCACAUGGGUUUUAUAGCAGUAAAACUGUUUUUGUUAGAAAGAUUAUUUUUGUUUUGUUGCACUUAGUCUAAACAAUUCUUUGAUAAUCUCUUUUGAAUACCAGAAGAGAUUUUCCUUCUUCCCUCAAAGGAGUAAACAAAAUACCUUUGUAAGCACCUUUAUGCUAGUACAGCAUUACUGUCAUAAUACUAAGUUGUAUGAUUUGAACUGAUGGGUGCUAAUGGGUCAUAGGAUGUUGUAUAGCCUGAAUGUAUAGGCAAGACCUGAUACCAAGCCUGUAUGAAAGAAACGUGUUGUACAAAGAUUUCUGCUAAUUUCAUGAUUAAACAUAUACAAAUUAUUUGGGUGACAUGUAGUUUGCACGCAAGACUUGAAACUGCUAGGAUCAAAGUGCUCCAGAGUAUCUUAACCCAGGAUUAGCACAAGUUAGCUUUUACUUAGCUUUAGUUUUAACCUGUUUUAUCUGUUUAGGUGCAUUCUCUAUGUUAUCACUCAUUCCAAACAAGUUAUUUCCUUAAAGUUUGGCCAGUUCUAUUGCUCUGCUCUCAGAGAUUUUGCAGAUUACAGUUCUCUAGAUAACAAAAGUUCACUCUGUUUUGCCUCAGUAUGAAACAGUUUUGGUUUUGGUUAGAGCAGCCCAGAGGCACCUUCCCCAGUCCAUAAAGACACUUCAGUGACAAUUCUGACCCUUGUGGUGAUCUGCACAGCAAAAAAGUUCCUGUCUUUCCUUUUGUGGCGAAGGAUAGAUGAAGAGCUAAUCUGAGGGAAUGGGUGUAAUCUCUGAAGGUGUCAUGUUCAUCAUCCCUCAGAGCUCUCUUAGAGAGUAUGGAUGCUGUUUUCAGAGGGGGAGUAUAAAAACAUGUACGGGGGCAGGGAGUUCCUAUUAACUUGUCUAGUGGAAAAAUGUAUAUUUAAAUAGCUGAGGAAGUCUUAAAUCCAUAAAUGAAAUGUUGAUCUCCUUCAAUUACAUAUGCUACAUUAGUUGCAGGACUGAUUAGUUAAUUACAGCAAACAUGAUGCAAAUAAAGUGCGUGUCUGCAGCGUCAGGUGUAUACUGCUUCUGCCACAGGACUGUGCUUUGCUGGCAUACGCACAGAAGCCAUCGUUGUCAUUAAUAUAUGGCUAUAAAAAGACUAAUGACCUGAUAAUACCUGCGAGUUCAGGACCUUGGUUUCUGAAGCAAAGAAUCAGGACCCAAGAAUUCCCAGGCUUCAGCUUUUCCAGUUCUCCACUUAGAGCCUUGAGAAAUGUCAUCUGGGCUCUUUGCCUUGUCUCCUGUUGCUGGAGAAGGAGAUAACUUUCUUUCCUACCUCACAGGGAUGUUGUGAGGAAUAACCAGCUAAGGUCUGUGCAAUGGGUUGUUUUUUCUCUUCAGCUUGGGGAUAGCAUUUGAUCAAGUGUGUUAAAGAGUACUUGAAGACUGUCAUACAUGCUGGAUAUUUGAGUUUUGUGUCUUACUUACAUUAGUGUUAAUGCAAGAGAGCAAAAGUUACUGCUGAAAACUAGGGAAGAAAGAACAGGCUCUCUCUACAACAGUGGUGCAAAUAUCUGUAUGUCACACUUUUUUUUUUUUUUUAAGACAAUAUAUUGGGGAUAGAUUAUUGGUAUUGUUAUGAAAAUGUCAUGUGUCCGCACAAGCUAAUAGCAACAAAUUACAUUUCCAUUUUUUUAAUUGAUUUGUAAAGUAGGAUUAGAAAUUGGAGCACUCCUAGGCAUUUCCCUCUCUAUGCAUUCAAGUAUGGUUCAUAGUUGCUGUGAUCAGUAUUACAGGGAUGAGAGCUUCUUGUUCCUCUUUGGUGGUUGAUGAUAUGCAUAAAGCUUUAUUGGGACAUCACUGAGAUAAUCCCCUGCUUGACAGCAUUUCACAAUACGAGGACAUCUGACACUCUUUGUUCCAAAUAAUAUGGUGAUUUUGCUAUAUUAUCACAUUGAACUUACUUCACUUUAUAUUUUAUUGACUUUUUUCCCUGAAAAAGCAGAAAAAAUGAAAUACUACAGAAAAUGUAGUUGUACUGUAAGCUCUGCAAACUAAACAUCAAAGUCCUAUGUAUUUGCAAAACAAUCAAUAAAAUAAAGAUUACAAA
Apus apus (common swift) is the source of this 5258-nucleotide messenger RNA. RefSeq names its product 3-oxoacid CoA-transferase 1 (gene OXCT1). The record is from RefSeq and is a predicted model, not a curated record. Gene Ontology annotation, cellular component: mitochondrion. Gene Ontology annotation, molecular function: succinyl-CoA:3-oxo-acid CoA-transferase activity. The coding region runs from base 111 to 1670 and encodes 519 amino acids. Gene Ontology annotation, biological process: ketone body catabolic process. Lineage: Eukaryota; Metazoa; Chordata; Aves; Apodiformes; Apodidae. The transcript has 17 exons.